Molecule: messenger RNA, 1932 nt
Organism: Exophiala aquamarina CBS 119918
Lineage: Eukaryota; Fungi; Ascomycota; Eurotiomycetes; Chaetothyriales; Herpotrichiellaceae
Exons: 1
Coding region: 1-1932 (643 amino acids)
Source: RefSeq, a predicted model, not a curated record
AUGGCGACGUCGUCUUCUAAUUUUCUAUAUGACCCGCUAGAGGAAGGGCAGAUCCGUCUUCUGCGAUUUCUCACCGAACCAGCGGCUGGAAAUGAGACACUGCGUUUCGAGCUCUUCCAUGCCAAGUUGAGCCAACGGCCCCAAUAUACGGCACUCUCAUACUCCUGGGGAAUGAACCGGAAAGAUGCACUGGCGAUAACGGAGGUAAACGGGCAGGAGUUCCCAGUGACACCAAACCUAGCAGCUGCACUUCGGCGGAUGCUACAGAAUGGGAUCUCGGUGAUAUGGGUGGACGCCAUCUCGAUCGACCAGGGGAACGCGAUUGAGAAAUCUAAAGAGGUUACGAGGAUGUUUGCCAUCUACCGUAUUGCCAGAGAGGUCGUCGUGUGGCUCGGACAGUACGAAAUUAGCGGGCUGAUUGAGGAUGAAGUCAAGUACUUGCACAAUCUCGUGGAGCAUACGAAAGAUCCAGCGGGCAGUAUCAAGAACAGGGGGCAUGCAGAGCCUAACGAUUUAGCCUUGGCUGGAUUGGAGAGGAUGCUCAAACAGCCAUAUUGGAGUCGCGUAUGGAUCAUCCAGGAGAUAGCGGCGGCGAGGCGAACGCGAAUCUUCUGGGGCCCGUAUUCGUUCGAGCUGCGGCCCGUGGAACUUCUUGUGCGUGACCACGGUCAGGAAAUCGAAGAGGGGAGCGCUGGAAAGCCUCCGCUUGCGCAGCAGGUCUUAUCCGUGCGGGCGGCUUGCAGAGCACAGCAGAAGCCGCGGCUAAUGGAGAUCUUAGAACUCACGAGUGCCUCGGAGACCAGCGUUCUCAGGGACAAGGUCUACGGUCUACUGGGCCUGGCGUCUGACUGGGCUGAUUUCGUGCAGGAACCUAACUAUGGGGAAGAUGUAUCAGAACACGACCUUUGCCUGGAAAUGACGGCUAACUACAUCAACUGGUACGCCUCGGUGGAUAUCAUCUUUCUGAGAAGCACACUUGCCGGCCAGGAGACUCUGCCGUCGUGGUGUCCCGACUACUUCCACUUCAAGGUCGAUCCGUUUGAUAGAAACUUAGUCCCUUAUAUCUGCGGGAAGGAUGCUAACCUCGGUUGGGAAAGGAGACGAGCAUUUGCGGCUUCUGCACGCUUGAAUGAAGAGAUUCCUGACUCGUUCGAAUUAAACGGAAAGAAACUGACUUUGAGAGGAGUACGUGAAGGGUACAUCACAGUUGUCGGCGGAAUUCUACACGACGGCGUCCGCAACGGGAACGUGGGUGAUGACGAGGGUGCUCAGAAUUCUUUCACAGGUGAGAGAAGUCCAUCAGAUAUCAUGGCCAAGGCAUUUCGUCGUCUGCUUUUGAUAUCUCACAACCAGACUUUCGGUCACCUAAACGGCAUGGACUUCUUCCACCUGCUGUACGCCUUGCCAAAAGAGUACUACCAACUCAGCGGACAUUGGAGUGUAUGGAAAUGGCUGGACGAGCACCGCCAGUUCUUUGCCAGCUUCGGAUUGAAACUGGAACCGAUGUCUCACGGUGUUGCUGAACGAGCGGACAUGAGGGUCCGAUCAUCUGGACUACUGGACGAAACGCGCAUUCCCGCAGCAUGGAAAGAAUACUCGUCAUCGGGUGAAACAAGCAGCCGCCGACGGGGGAUGUCAUUCCUCCCGGUCUUGGAAUCGAUUGCAUCGGUACUUCAAGAGGGUCUUUGCCUCAUGUGUAUCAGUGACGGUACCCUGUUGGGGUGGGCACAUCGAAACGCCAAGGUUGGUGAUUCGAUCUGGCAUGUGGAAGGAUGUACGCUACCCGCCAUCCUUCGAAAGUCAACUGAGCUAUCUGAGCUUCACAAAGAGGACAUCUACGAGUUAGUCGGCCAUGCUUAUGUUGAUCCGGUUAUGGCGAGCGGACGAUGGUUGGCGGGCAAGGACAAGGGGCGAGUACUACACCUGCUCUGA